AUGAAGAGUGACAAGUCAGAGGAUCGACCUAUAGACUUCAAACGUGAUGAGGGCAAAGAUGGAUCAAGCUCACUCCAUCAUGACAGGCCUCCAUCACCUGUGCCCACUUGUGUGUCCAUGAAGAGUGAUAAGUCAGAGGAUCGACCUAUAGACUUCAAACGUGAUGAGGGCACAGAUGGAUCAAGGCCUCCGUCACCUGUGCCCACUUGUGUGUCUAUGAAGAGUGACGAGUCAGAGGAUCGCAUGAUAGACUUCCAAGAUGAUGAUGUCACAGAUGGAUCAAGUGGUCAAAUGGAAGAAUCCAAACUAGAUGCUUUCAGUGACCAGUGUACCCAGAAGAAACUCCAGCACAUAUUCCAGGUGCUUGAGGAGAAGAUCAUCACCUUUGUGAAGAAUGAGCUGAAGAGAUUUGAGAAGAUUCUGAGUCCAGAUUACCAAGAACACUUUGAGGGUAAAGAGCAGGAUGAGAGUGAUGCCAGAGAAGGGGCUCUCAAGAUGGCACUGCACUUCCUGAGGAACAUGAAGCAGAAUAAUAUCGCUGACAAACUCCAAGAGAUUGAACUCUGUGUAGUGUGGCAGACUGAGCUGAAGAGAAAUUUCAAGAACAAGUACAAGCGUGUGUUUGAAGGAAUGCCCAAACAAGGCAACUCUGCUCUCCUAGACAAGAUCUACACAGAGGUCUACAUCACAGAGGGAGGAAGUGGGAAAGUAAAUGAGGAGCAUGAAGUCAGGCAGAUUGAGUCCAUAUCCAAGAGACCAGCUGGACUGGAGACACCAAUCAAAUGCACAGACAUCUUUAAGCCCUUACCUGGCCAAGACAAACUAAUCAGAAGUGUCAUAACGAAGGGAAUAGCUGGCAUUGGCAAAACGGUCUCAGUUCAGAAGUACAUCCUGGACUGGGCUGAGGGCACCGAAAACCAAGAUAUCCACUUCAUAUUUCCACUGCCUUUUAGGGAGCUCAACCGCAUGGAAGACAAACAGCUCUCUUUGAUGGAUCUUCUUCAACACUUUUUCUCAGAAAUUAAGCAGUUAACUUUUCCCAGCCAGGGGAAGUACAAAGUGUUGUUCAUCUUUGAUGGUCUGGACGAGUGCCGACUGCAACUAGACUUUCAGAAAAAUGAAAUUUUGACUGACGUGACAAAGGUCACUUCAUUAAAUGUUCUGCUGACAAAUCUCAUCAAGGGUGAUUUGCUUUACUCUGCUCUCCUUUGGAUCACCUCUCGACCGGCAGCGGCCAAUCAAAUCCCUCCCGAGUGUGUCGACCGGAUCACAGAAGUACAAGGUUUUAGCGACGCUCAGAAGGAGGAGUACUUCAGGAAGAGGAUCAGGGAUCAGACUCUUGCCAGCAAAGUUAUCACUCACAUAGAAUCAUCAAGAAGCCUCCACAUUAUGUGCCACAUACCAGUGUUUUGCUGGAUUGCUGCUAAUGUUUUUGAAUUACUUCUCAAUACUAAAGGAAGUCAGCAAGUUCCAAAGACUUUGACAGAGAUGUACACGUAUUUCCUUGUUUUCCAAACCAAGCAAAGGAGUGUGAAAUUUGAUGGAGUUUUUGACACAGAUCCAAAGUGGAACCAAGCUAGUCUCCUUGCUCUUGGAAAGUUGGCCUAUGAGCAGCUGAAAAAGGGCAACCUGAUAUUUUAUGAAGACGACUUGAGAGAGAGUGGUAUUGAUGUCAGAGAGGCAGCAGUACACUGUGGCAUCUGCACCCAGAUCUUUCAGGAAGAGUCAGGCCUUCAUCAGGAAAAGUUGUACUGCUUUGUGCAUCUGAGCAUCCAGGAGUACCUUGCAGCUUUGUAUUUGAUCCUAAUGUUAGUAACUGAGGGGAAAGAUCUCAUGUCCCCACAGCAACCCCCCAGAACAGGGUUUCAGCUUCUGAAAUGGCAAACAGCAGGCAAUCCCAUGACCACCUUACAGAAGAGUGCUGUGGACAAAGCAUUGGAACAUGAAGAUGGGCGCUUUGAUCUGUUCCUCCGUUUCCUUCUUGGCUUCUCUCUGGAAUCCAACCAGAGACUCUUGAGAGGCCUAAUAAAGGAAGUACAACCUGAAAGCAAAGAGGAAAUAGGCAGCUACAUUAAGAUAAAGAUCAGGGAGAUGCCAUCAUCAGAAAGAGUUGUCAACCUCUUCCACUGUCUGAAUGAAGUCAAUGAUCACUCCUUAGUGCAGGAGGUCCAGAGCUUCCUGAGUGCAGGGACACUUUCUGCAGCCAAACUCUCAUCCACACAGUGGUCAGCUCUUGUGUUUGUGCUUCUGACAUCAGAAGAAAAGCUUGAUGUGUUUGACUUGAAGAAGUACAACAGGUCUGAUGAAUGUCUUCUAAGGCUGCAGCCAGUAGUGGAGGAAUCCCAAAAGGCUCUGCUCAACAGUUGUGGGCUCACUGAGAGGAGCUGUGCAGGUCUUGCAUCUGUCCUCACCAAAGCAUCUUCAAAGCUGAAACAUUUGGACCUCAGUGCCAACAGUUUUGGAGAUAUUGGGGUCCGAGAAUUGUGUUCUGGACUGGGUAACUGUGCACUGGAGACACUCAGCCUGGAUAACUGCCGUAUUGGAGAGGAAGGCUUCAGAGCUCUUGCAUCAGCACUGAGAUCAAACCCCUCACACAUGAGAGAGCUGCAGCUGAGUGGGAAUAAAGCAGGAGACUCAGGAGUGAAGCAUCUUUCCUCUCUUCUGGAGGAUCCCAACUGUAAACUGGAGAAACUACGCCUGGUUAACUGCAGUAUUGAAGAGGAAGGCUUCAGAGCUCUUGCAUCAGCACUGAGAUCAAACCCCUCACACAUGAGAGAGCUGCAGCUGAGUAGGAAUUGGGAAGCAGGAGACUCAGGAGUGAAGCAUCUUUCUUCUCUUCUGGAGGAUCCCAACUGUAAACUGGAGAAACUACACCUGGAUAACUGCAGUAUUGAAGAGGAAGGCUUCAGAGCUCUUGCAUCAGCACUGAGAUCAAACCCCUCACACAUGAGAGAGCUGCAGCUGAGUAGGAAUGAAGCAGGAGACUCAGGAGUGAAGCAUCUUUCUUCUCUUCUGGAGGAUCCCAACUGUAAACUAGAAUAUCUACACCUGGAUCACUGCAGUAUUGGAGAGGAAGGCUUCAGAGCUCUUGCAUCAGCACUGAGAUCAAACCCCUCACACAUGAGAGAGCUGCAGCUGUGGGGGAACAAAGUAGGAGACUCAGGAGUGAAGCAUCUUUCAUCUCUUCUGGAGGAUCCCAACUGUAAACUGGAGAAACUAGACCUGAGGUACUGCAGUAUUGGAGAGGAAGGCUUCAGAGCUCUUGCAUCAGCACUGAGAUCAAACCCCUCACACAUGAGAGAGCUGCAGCUGAGUAGUAAUAAUGAAGCAGGAGACUCAGGAAUGAAGCAUCUUUCUUCUCUUCUGGAGGAUCCCAACUGUAAACUGGAGAAACUACACCUGCCUGACUGCAGUAUAACAGAUGAAGGUUUCAGAGCUUUAGCAUCAGCACUGAGAUCAAACCCAUCAGCCCUCAGAGAGCUCGAUCUGAGAGGGAAUUAUCCUGGACCCUCAACACAGCAGCUGCUCUCUGAACUGAAGAAACAUCCAAACUGUAAACAUCUACAGAUAACUGGACCCUAAUGAAUUCAUCCCAUUGUGUUCCACCUGAAUCAUGUUUUUACACUGUGCAUAAAUAAGUGUUGCAGCACAUUCAUAUUUGAACUAACAUGUUAUAAAAUCACUUAUGUAAAUGCAACAAUUGUAAGUAAUAUUGUAUAAAGGAUGUUUUGUAUAUAUAAAAACAUGGUAACACUUUAAAGGGAUAGUUCGUGUUUUAAGACACAAAGUUAUAUGGGUUCCCUGUCAGCAACGUUGUGCAUCAGCACUGACUUACCCCCCGACAGCGUCCUGUGAGCUGAGAUCCAGCCGGUUUUUGAUCGUUUUUGAUGCCGGACUAUUUUCUUCAGUAAGUUUCUGGGGUCACGAAAUUAAAGUGUUUUUCUUCUCAAAACCAUAUGCGUUCAACAGAGUGAUAUAUUUGCACCACAAAAACGUAGUCCAGCUGUCAGUA
Messenger RNA from Sardina pilchardus (European sardine), 4012 nucleotides. RefSeq names its product NLR family CARD domain-containing protein 3-like. Gene Ontology annotation, biological process: intracellular signal transduction. Gene Ontology annotation, molecular function: protein binding. Lineage: Eukaryota; Metazoa; Chordata; Actinopteri; Clupeiformes; Clupeidae. The coding region runs from base 1 to 3582 and encodes 1193 amino acids. The record is from RefSeq and is a predicted model, not a curated record. The transcript has 13 exons.